CACCCAAAGCGGACACAGUGUGACAGCGCCGAUAUAUGGUAUACCAGCGAGCCUAUGGGGAUAAAUUUCCUCGCGGGCAUGUUGCCUCGCAUUUGCAAAGCAGCCGGCACCGAGACCAUCUACACUAAUCACUGCCUGAGAAGCACCACAGUGCAAAAACUGUCCCAUGCUGGCCUAGAGGCACGGCAGAUUAUAUCUGCGACGGAAUAUAAGUUCAGAACAGCAAUGAAGAGGUCGUCGUCCAGCAGCUCUCCUCCUGCUCCCAGCAGAGCCACCAGUGAGAGGAGCAUUAAAGUCUCAAGAAAUGAAAUGCAGGCCCUGAUCCAGCAGGAGGUUCAGAGUGCAGUGAGGCUGACUGAAAUGAAGCUGGAUUGCUUGGUGGAGAAAAUUCAACAGAUGGAGAGUGAAAUCAUGUAUGAGAGCGCCAUCCACAAACUGGAGGCAAAAGUGAAGAGGGUCAAGAGGAGAGGAGAUGAAGCACUUGCCUACAUCAAGACAUUGGGGUUCAACGGGCGCCAAGACAGCACAUCGGAAAUGGCUGGAGACACAUCAACAAAGUUAGACAUCGGCAGGUCAGAUUCAAAGGAAGAAGUCAUGGAAAUCGUAUCAGUCAUGACCAAGAAGAGAGAGGAAGACAACCUAGAGCUCUUCAAAACAGUGGAAACCACCAAGAAGGCACUUAAGAAAUUGCAGGAAGAUAGAAAAGUGUUGAAGGCUGCCAUAGCAGAUAUAAGCAGUGAGCUGACUACUUCACACAGCAGUCAUACCUCUCCUCCUCUAAAGAAGCUGUGCAGGUUAAAGCAGGAAUCCGAUGUAUGUCCAGUGGAGGAGCUAAGGAAGGUUAAAGUAGAGGAGGAGGAGUACAGCUCUGUCGUCAGAGUGGAGUACCCCCCUAAUGAAAAUCACACAAGCUCCAAACAAUCCGAGCGGGGCGAGCUGUCGUACCCUCCUCUCCCUGACACCCCCUUCCCCUCCGUCCUGAGCAUGGAGGCCGCCUCCUACAACAUCCCACAGAGACUGACCCUGCAACUGGCCCUCAUCAAGAACCCCCCCGGCCUGUCUUUGCUCUGGAACGUGGAGGAGGAAGACCCUUCAGCGCCCCCCAUGGACAGCUACAGCAUCGUCAUGACCGUGGAGAAAGUUAAGGGUUCCAGCAUCUUCCCAGAAUGGAAAACUCUUGGUGAGGUAGCAUCCAUCCCUUUGCCCGUGUGCCUGAUGAUUACGAACUGCAAGCCAGGGUACAAGAUGUGUUUCGCCGUGGUGGGGAAAGACAAGUUUGGCCGUUAUGGACCCUAUAGCAAAGUUGUACCUGCCAUCAUACCCGAAUAGUUGGGAAACAUUUUUGGGAUCCAAGGACGGAGACUGCAGUGGGAUCCAUGACUAAGACUGUCCCACUGGCCUGGAGAGAAGAAGUGUGCUGGGCUUCUGGAAAUUCCAUCCAGGGAAAAUGCAGGGAGUAUACCUCACUGUUUCAGCAGUAAUUUUAAAGAACACGUCUUCUGCUGACUAUCUGCAACUUCUGUAUUAACAGUGUUUUAUACAGUGUGCCAGUUGUUACCUUUUUUCCAGUGUUCAUAUUGUUUUGAUUCAAAAACAUGUUUUCAUACAUUUCUGAAUAUGUGUAUGGUGGGGUGUCACUUAAAAAGCAAGCAGAGAACAAGACUUUCAAUGCGCUCUCCUUACUUUGUACAUUGUUUUAUUAAUUUGUGCCCCAUCGGAGAUGACGGAGGUGUACUCAUGUGGGUGGUUUUAUAAAUGCACAUGCUCAGAUGAAACUGAAUGCAGACCAGGGGAGCAAACUCAGCUCACAGUUUGAAGACUGUCAUUUUUAUGCUGGAGAUAAAGGCUAAUAUGGUCCUUGAAGGGUUUACAUUUUUAUGACACCUGGAUGCUCCUGGAGGGUCAGAAUUCAAAAAUCGACCACAGGUAUAUCAUGUUUGUUUAGGACGAUUUUGUUUAAACUAUCUUGUCCUUAGAGUGCCAUAUCACUAUAACAUUUACUUCAAAUAUGGCAUCACAUGAAAAUAAAAAUCUCCAAUCCUUUUUGCCAACAUGCAAAGCAACAAUAGCCUUAAAGUUAGUAAGCUAAGUAAGUAAGCUAGUAUCACUAGCUUACUCACCAGGUUGUGUCACAUUUCUGCUGUUUUAUGUUGUUGAAUUAUUUUUACUCUUUUUUUGUCACAUCAAAAUCAACAGAAACCAAAAUCAGGCCUUUCUCUGCCUCAUACUGAUCGGCUGGGCUGUUGAUAAAAUAAACACUUGAAGUUUUCUGAAUUUCUUUCAGUGAAGGAAUGGAAUUUGUUCAGAAGAAAUGUAAAAUAUAGACUGGCUUUUGAUGUCAAUAAAGUUGUCUCAAAGUCACAUUACGCAAGACUCUCCAACAGUCUUUGUGAAUAUGCAGUUAACUAACUGCAUUAUUUGGAUGUUUUAUUUAUCUCUUUAUCUGAAUGACUGGUUCUGCAAAGGGUGAUUUCCUGAUCCAAGCAUUAAAGGUUCCCCAUGUAGUUUGUGACCACUAGUGGCGCUGUAGUGCACACUAGGAAAAUCAUUUGUUUAAAAUGUCAGGAAGAUGAGAAUAAACUGUUGUUUUGCAUUGGUUAUGCCCCU
This is a messenger RNA of Myripristis murdjan (pinecone soldierfish), 2607 nucleotides long. RefSeq names its product activating transcription factor 7 interacting protein 2 (gene atf7ip2). The transcript is spliced from 12 exons. Gene Ontology annotation, biological process: regulation of DNA-templated transcription. Lineage: Eukaryota; Metazoa; Chordata; Actinopteri; Holocentriformes; Holocentridae. The coding region runs from base 55 to 1329 and encodes 424 amino acids. Gene Ontology annotation, cellular component: nucleus; transcription regulator complex. The record is from RefSeq and is a predicted model, not a curated record. Gene Ontology annotation, molecular function: protein binding; transcription coregulator activity.